AUACCGCCUUCCAACCCAUCGUUUCUUCCCUUUCCUCCUCCUACCUUCCUCCACCGUCUAAAACGCUUUUCCGAUCAUGUUGUCUUCUGUUUUCCCCACCGACGGCGACCAUAUUCCGUCCGACGACUUUCUUGGAACUGGGUUUACCCCUUGGGACACUGACACUCAUGAAAGUCCCUUUCUUUAUCCACCUCAAGAGCCUGUCUUUUCGUUUUCCGGCUCCGACGACUCCACGCCAAAAACCAACAGCUCCAACUCCGGCUCCGACGAGGGAGACGUUGACCGGAAUCCUAUUGAAGUCACCCUGAUUGAUGAACGUAAGAGGAGACGCAUGAUAUCAAACCGGGAGUCUGCACGGAGAUCUCGCAUGAGAAAACAAAAGCACUUGGAGAACCUGAGGAACCAGGUGAACCGGCAUAAGACUGUGAACCGAGAAAUAAUGAACCGGUUACGGUUUGUAAGCCAUCAUGCACAAGUUAUAAGGCAAGAAAACGAGAGGCUCCGAUCGGAAUCAGUGAUGCUCCGGCAAAAACUAUGGGACAUGCGUCAAGUACUGCUCGUCCGGCAGCUUCAGAACCAGUUAUUAUCGUCUGCAUGGCCAUGCAAUAAUAACGUGACAACCAUCAAUGAACAAAACCCACAAUCGUUAAUUACAUAAAGCUUUAUAUAUAUAUUUCAUAUGAAAUUAAAUCGUAACUAAGUGCAUGAGAACAAUAGCAACUCACCCUAUAUAUAUAUUUGUAAAGGAAUCGAUCAAGUAGUUGGAGGAAGGUAAUUAUCAAGUAAUGGUAAUUUUAAGUCGUUAUUUUUGUCUUGGUUUUCGUUUCUUUUUUAGUUGGUUUUUGGAAAAUGAAGGUUUUGGUAGAACGGAUGGUUGUUUUUGUCAAAACCAGAGAUAUCAUUUUGUAAAGUUUCACUACGAAGUGCUUGGCUUAUGAUAUGAAAAGUAAAUUUGGACCAA
Lactuca sativa (garden lettuce) is the source of this 961-nucleotide messenger RNA. Its product is annotated as basic leucine zipper 4. Gene Ontology annotation, cellular component: nucleus. Gene Ontology annotation, biological process: positive regulation of DNA-templated transcription. NCBI's taxonomy places the organism in Eukaryota, Viridiplantae, Streptophyta, Magnoliopsida, Asterales, Asteraceae. The record is from RefSeq and is a predicted model, not a curated record. Gene Ontology annotation, molecular function: transcription cis-regulatory region binding; DNA-binding transcription factor activity.